Messenger RNA from Paramecium octaurelia, 851 nucleotides. The record is from the annotation of a GenBank genome assembly. NCBI's taxonomy places the organism in Eukaryota, Ciliophora, Oligohymenophorea, Peniculida, Parameciidae.
AUGUAAUAAACUAAUGUACAUCCAUAAGUGCUGCUGAGCAUUUCUUCAUAAAUUUUAACAAACAAAGUCAAUUUCCCUGGUAAAACCAUCCAUGCUGGUAUAUUGCUGGGCUUUUUCAAUGCAAAAAUAAAUAAGACGGAUAUUUUGGAUUCAUUUGAGAUUAGCUACUCAGGUAAAGGGGAAUUGAAACCGGGGGAGGUUGAUUUUUUAAAGGAAAGAUAAUAAUUAAGAUUGAAAGGUGAUAAAUGGAAUCUCUUUAAAAAUUUGGACAUAGUAGGUUUAAUCAAUAAUAGCUAUUAUAGGUUGGUAUAUUACAGAUAGCAACCCACAUGAGUAUCUCAAAUUGCAUAAGUAAUUGCAAACCUUGAGUGAAGCUGAAAGUACAGAAAAUUAAACUUCAUUCUUUAAAUAUUUAUUGUGCUUUGAUCCAUAUAGUACUUAGGCAAAUCUGUUUGAAAUGGAGGAGAAUAAAAUGCAGCUAUCGUAAAGUAAGAUUGAACCACAAUCAGAAGAGAUGAUUGGUAUCACAUCCUUGUUUUCAUAACAAUCAUCAUAAUCGAAAAGAAAGUAUGAUUUAAGAGUUAAUUCAUAACUUUAAAUGAUUACUUUUUUAGAAGUAUGUUAUAAUCUAUUUAAUCCAAUAGAAAAUGUUACAAAAAUUAUUAUAACAAUUGGAUCAUCCAUAAAUUGCAAAUGAUCCCUUGGCAUUAUUAAAGAUUAAUGAGGUCUUGAUUUCAUUUCCUUAAAUCAAUCAAUAAAAUAUUGAAUAAGACUAUUUUAAGCUCUUAAUAAUCAGCUAUUAUUGUGCAAUUUUAAAGUUUGAUGUAACAAAAAAUAAACAAUUGGAUUGA